Messenger RNA from Lycium ferocissimum, 2824 nucleotides. RefSeq lists its product as uncharacterized. Lineage: Eukaryota; Viridiplantae; Streptophyta; Magnoliopsida; Solanales; Solanaceae. The record is from RefSeq and is a predicted model, not a curated record. The transcript has 2 exons. The coding region runs from base 135 to 836 and encodes 233 amino acids.
AGUAGAAUCAGAUUACACUAAUUUACAAGAACAUUAAAAUUAGUGGAGACCAAGCCAAUUCACCCCAAUACAUUCAUUUUUGUAUUUUGAGCAUUUAGAUAGAGUCCUAGCUUCAAAAUUGAAACUCAAUUAAAAUGGAGAAACAAGUUUUGGAUUACGUGUUGGUACCAGUAGGCCUCGUCUUCAUGGUUGUUUAUCAUGUAUGGCUUCUUCAUCGCAUCCUUAAACACCCUUCCCGAACUGUCAUCGGCAUCAAUUCCAUCAAUCGUCACUUUUGGGUUCGCGCUAUGAUGGAGGACCCCUCGAAAAAUGGAGUUCUAGCUGUACAGACAUUAAGGAACAACAUAAUGGCGUCAACACUUUUGGCGUCUACGGCGAUUAUGCUCAGUUCUCUCAUCGCCGUUUUAAUGACCGGCGGAAGCAAGGGCCGUUCUAUCGGUUUUCAUGUUUACGGAGACAAAAGCGAGCUUUGCCUGUCGAUUAAGUUCUUCUCUAUAUUGGUAUGUUUUAUGGUGGCGUUUUUGUUUAAUGUGCAGUCAAUCAGGUAUUACAGUCACGCUAGCAUACUCAUAAACGUGCCCUACAAGAAAUUGGAUUCUUCGAGACAUUGUGUGACAGCGGCGUAUGUAGGGAGAACAGUGAAUAGAGGCAGCUAUUUCUGGUCACUUGGAUUGCGUGCGUUUUAUUUUUCGUUUCCGUUAUUUUUGUGGAUCUUUGGACCUAUUCCUAUGUUCCUUUGCUGCAUUUUCCUGGUUUUUAUGCUUUAUUUCCUCGACGGUAGUUCAGAUUUUGGGUGGAUUGCACCAACUGAUGUGGAGACUCAACAGACAGGUUGAUGUUCAGAUUUUCGAGAGAGCAGUUUAAAUUCAAUCCAAGUUGCAUUGAACUGCUUGACUACCGUGUAAUGUUCUGUGCCUUUUAAUAACAAUUCUUGUGGAGAAUUGGAAUAUAAUACUUAAUUUGAGUACUCCUUCGUCCCAUAUAAGGUGUAAGUUAUGAAAAAUACCAUCAUCAUGUUUAGACUAUUAUAAAUGGGCCGUCAAGAUACCCGACUCUCCUGCUUUAUCUGGGUGUCUAACUGGUAGUUUUUGCUGUAUGCUUGUUUUCUUAAAAUGCAUGGUUCAACUGUGAAGCAAUUGAUACCUGGCAUAAAUGAUAUUUCAUUUCAAAGAAACAUACAUUGUCCCCUCAUUCUUUUUCUAAUUAGUUACAUAGUCCUGUCAUUUGUACUCCUUCGACUUUGUAAUUCCAGGAUUUAUAAUGAAGAAUGCCUAAAUUGCAAGUGCUGAAUACAGAGUUGAAUUUGCAAAACAUUUGAUCCUGGAAUAUAGAAUAAUUGAUUUACAAGUACAUAGUCCCUUGAUUCCUUUAUUCCUGAUUGCUUUGUUUAUCCUUGCUGAUUAGUUACAUAGUAUUUUCACUCCUUCAUAAUUAUAGAAAAAGAGAACAGUAUUUUCAUUCCUGCUCACUCUAAUUUUUAGUUCCAAUCAAUCUUGCCUGAUUUUUGCUACUGAUGCUACUUGAUUUCAAAGACAUUUAUUCGUCCUUCCUCUGUAGAUAUUUCUAGGUCUAACAGCCAAGGUUAGAGAAUUGAAGUUCACUCUAAUAGGAAAUGCACCUAGAUGGUUGAAGAGAUCUAAAUUUUUUGAGGUCAUUUCUUACCUUCUUUUACUGAUCUGCCAGCACUAGCACUACUUCUCUGUAUGUUUUAGCUUACUCCAAGCAAACAGGGUAUGCUAAAAUAUUGGGGUAGUUGAAGUGAGCUUCUGGUACUUCCGGUAUAAGGUUUCUAACACGACUGACGACUGCUGUAUAGCCAAAGUACUUUUUUUCAAGAACAUUUGAUCCCUCAUGUUCCAAUCCAAUCCAUUGAUUUGGGAGUCUUUACUCCAGUUGUGAUCCACAAAAUUAAAUACUCAAGUUAUGAAGAUUCUUUGCCGUUGUUUUUCCUAAUAUGAAAUGCAUUUGCAUAUACACUCAAAAAGCAGCAUAUGCAUAUGUUCUCUAUUUAGAUUAAGGUUCAAUGCAGCGUUAUUUUGCUAUUUAUUGUGAUGCUUUGCUAAUUGAAAUGACUGUUUUAUGCCUCUAAAGAGCUCGCUCGCCCUGGAUGGUUGUUUGAUUUUGUGUCCACUCUCUCAUUAUUUAGGCCACUGACGUAAAAUUUCUAGAAUACCAGCUAGUAUCUGGAGGUAAUCUCUUUGCAGAUGUUAACCUGCAUGUGAUGGACAACAUUUUUAGAUGCCAAAAUUUUCAUCACUAAACAUCCAAGUUGAUGUAAAAGUUGUUUAUGUGGUUCAACACGAGCCGUUUAUAAGAACAUCUAUAAGUUUGCCAGCUAUGUAUACACCUGCGGUAUUCUUUCUUUGUGCAAAAUAUACAGGCAAAAUAAGAAAGAUCUCUUAAUCAUUUUUACUAGUUUGAAAUAAUCUUCUAGUCCUUUCAUUCCAUAAGCACCAAAAGAGGCACCGUGGUUGAUACUUCCCCGCUGCCCUCCUAUCACUGGCGAUCCUCUGUAAUAUUCGGCUCGUGAUUGCUUCCUUCGUAGCCCUUUGUAACACCCAUGAUAUAUUAGACAAUGAGAUCUAUAUGAUGGUCUACAACUGAAUAAUUCUACCUUUUUGGGACUGAAACUGUUUGGUUUUGGAAGAAUUACUUUUGAUAUAGUUUGGUAGAAUUAGUUAUAUGGUUGUAUACUGACAAUGGUGAGACGUGCUCUUUCCCUUGCUGCAGAGACUAUAAUUAUUUAGUUUUAUGAAGUUACUUUAUUCUAUAUGGUGGUUAAUGUUUUCUUAACAACUAAAAAAUGUGCUUUUCUGUUUCGCCA